Coccinella septempunctata (seven-spotted ladybird) is the source of this 1505-nucleotide messenger RNA. RefSeq names its product transmembrane and ubiquitin-like domain-containing protein 1. Gene Ontology annotation, molecular function: protein binding. Lineage: Eukaryota; Metazoa; Arthropoda; Insecta; Coleoptera; Coccinellidae. The record is from RefSeq and is a predicted model, not a curated record. Bases 270 to 1352 code for a protein of 360 amino acids. The transcript has 6 exons.
AAAAUAUUUUGAAGGUUGAAGGAUCAAAGGAAAACUUCUUGAAGAAAAUUGAAAAUUAUUUGGUACACUUUUUCAGAAGAUUUCAAUAGUGUUGCAAUUAUUUCCAAAGAUAAUGAUGCCCGAGUCAUGAGGCAUACUUCAGGAUAAAUCACAUUGUCAAAUAGUUUGGCAAUUAAUUAUGUUAAGGUCAUUCAAUCAACAGAUAUCCGCGAUUACAAUAUUUUUCUAAUAAGCGUAGUACAAUAAAUAACAAGUUAUCACUGUUUAAAAUGACAUUGAUUGAAGGAAUAGGCGAUGAAGUUGUACAGUUUUUCGUAGGUUUAUUUUUCCUCUUAGUUGUAGUUCUAGCAUGGUGUACUACAAACACCACAAACGACGGAACAUUCAGGACAGUUUUCUUAUUAGAAAGGCGCAGACUAAGAGCUGUCAGAAGAUUGAUAACCCAUACUGAAUCGUCUACAAUUGUUGAAGGUACAACCGAAGAGAAUUUGGAAACAAAUCAAACUAGUACUGCAACAGAGGAGGAUAAGCCUACUAGUACUAGUACAGAUAGUAGAAGAAAUUCAGCUGGGGAAGAAACCAGGAUAGUAGAGACUAUGGAUGCUCCAAAUUCUUCAGUUAGCGAUGGUUUGAGGAAGAGAGUAAAUUUAAAUGUUAACAUAGGAGAUGAAUCAAAUAAUCCAUCUUCUAUCGAUGGUGAUUCUACAGUAGAUACAAACCGAAGUAAUGAUAGUAGAGAAGCUGCCGGAGAAUGUUUAGAGCCUGAGAUUAAAGCAGGUAGUAGUAGAGAAGUGGAAGAAAAUGAGAACAAGAUCCGUGUGAAAUUGAAAUAUGUAACUGAUGAGCUUCGUCAUGUAGAUGCUAACCUGAAAGAAAACAUAGGAGACUUUAAGAAGCGGCAUUUCCAAGUAGAAUUUGCGGCGAACAAGGUGGUCAAACUCAUAUUUAAUGGUCAGAUAAUGCAGAGAGACGGGGAUACUUUACAAUCUUACGGCCUGUUUGACAACUGCGUGGUUCACUGCGUCUUUCUGCCAAAAGCUAAUUCUCCCUCUCCGGGAGAAGGCUCCGGAUCUAGGGACAGCAAUUCAAGCCCUCACGGCACAGACUCCCAUUCUAACAACCACAACCAGCCGAAUGAGUGGCAUUUGGAAAAUUAUCUCUUAGCGAUACUAUGUUGGUUUUUGGGGGCUGCUUGGUACUUACGCUACGCCUAUUCUCAACUUUACACGGUAACAGCGACCAUAGGACUGAUCCUGAUGACGGGAAUAUUCACGAUAAUAAUGUUCGGAAUACACUUUCCAGAAAAUGAGGAACUGAACAAUCAACGUACAGAAAAUGCUAGAACGCAAUGAUACGAAUGAUUUUUAUUUUGUUGAUAUCCUUAAGGCUUGUGUAUUGAAUUAUAAUUUAAUUAUUGUUUUUUUAGGUUCAAAAGAGAAGAUAUAUUUUUCUUUAUUUGCUGUUGUUUUCACAAUUUGAGAAAUUUAUUAAAGAUUUUUUCAUUA